Medioppia subpectinata is the source of this 255-nucleotide messenger RNA. The record is from the annotation of a GenBank genome assembly. NCBI's taxonomy places the organism in Eukaryota, Metazoa, Arthropoda, Arachnida, Sarcoptiformes, Oppiidae.
AUGGGCGAUUGUAAAGACACAGAUGGGGCCAAAGCUAUUGCCGAUUUCAAGCAAUGCGCGAACUUCUCUGCGACCAUACAAUCCAUUGCCAAACAGUGCCAACAGCUUAAGACCAAAGGAUUGGACGCUUGUGUUCAACAAUUGAAUCAUUUUAUUAAUGCUAACAAAAAGAAUGAAGAUAAAGAAACCUCGACCAAAAUGAAACAAUGUGUGGACACCAGCUAUAAAUCUGCCCAAACUAUUAAGAAAUGUUAA